Molecule: messenger RNA, 822 nt
Organism: Elephantulus edwardii (Cape elephant shrew)
Lineage: Eukaryota; Metazoa; Chordata; Mammalia; Macroscelidea; Macroscelididae
Gene: PIM3
Product: pim-3 oncogene
Exons: 7
Coding region: 4-822 (272 amino acids)
Biological process (GO): negative regulation of apoptotic process; regulation of mitotic cell cycle; protein autophosphorylation
Cellular component (GO): cytoplasm
Molecular function (GO): ATP binding; protein serine/threonine kinase activity
Source: RefSeq, a predicted model, not a curated record
GCGAUGCUGCUCUCCAAGUUCGGCUCCCUGGCGCACCUCUGCGGGCCUGGCGCCGUGGACCACCUCCCGGUGAAGAUCCUGCAGCCAGCCAAGCCGGACAAGGACAGCUUCGAGAAGACCUACCAAGUGGGCGCCAUGCUGGGCAGCGGCGGCUUUGGCACCGUGUACGCGGGCAGCCGGCUUGCCGACGGGCUCCCGGUGGCCGUGAAGCACGUGGCCAAGGAGCGGGUGACGGAGUGGGGCAGCCUGGGCGGCGCGGCCGUGCCCCUCGAGGUGGUGCUGCUGCGCAAGGUGGGCGCGGCGGGCGGCGCGCGCGGCGUCAUCCGCCUGCUGGACUGGGUCGUGCACCGCGACAUUAAGGACGAGAACCUGCUGGUGGACCUGCGCUCGGGCGAGCUCAAGCUCAUCGACUUCGGCUCGGGCGCGCUGCUCAAGGACACGGUCUACACCGACUUCGACGGAACCAGGGUGUACAGCCCCCCGGAGUGGAUCCGCUACCAUCGCUACCACGGGCGCUCAGCUACCGUGUGGUCCCUGGGCGUGCUGCUGUAUGACAUGGUCUGCGGGGACAUUCCUUUCGAGCAGGACGAAGAGAUCCUUCGAGGCCGCGUCUUCUUCCGGAGGAGGGUCUCUCCAGAGUGCCAGCAGCUGAUCGAGUGGUGCCUGUCUCUGCGGCCUUCCGAGCGGCCCUCUCUGGACCAGAUCGUUGCCCAUCCCUGGAUGUUGGGGGCUGAUAGUGCCCUGGAAAACUGUGACCUACGGCUUUGUGCCGUGGACCCCGAUGACGGGGCCAGCACCACGUCCAGCAGCGAGAGCUUGUGA